This is a messenger RNA of Tetrahymena thermophila SB210, 321 nucleotides long. RefSeq lists its product as hypothetical. The record is from RefSeq and is a predicted model, not a curated record. Lineage: Eukaryota; Ciliophora; Oligohymenophorea; Hymenostomatida; Tetrahymenidae. The transcript has a single exon.
AUGAUUGAAUUAAAAAAACUAAUUAUGCUCUUUUUCCCAAAAACAAAAUAAAUAAAUGAAAGAAUUAAAUCCCAUAAAAUUUUCAAAAUGAUAAAGAUAUUUGAAGAAAAUUAAAAUUUAUAAAAUAAAUUAAGAAAAACUAUGAAAAAAAUUGAAAAAUAAUAAAAAAUAAAAAUAAAAAGAAAGAAAAAGAAAAAUUAAAAAAUAUUUGAAAAAAUAAUUAAAAAUAAAUACAUCAAUUAAUAUUAAAUUAAAGAUUUAUUUAAUCAAAUAAUAAAUAAAUUAAAUUAAAAAAAAGCUACAUUUUUAUUUAAUAACUGA